CACUGAUGCUUCCAGCUUCAAGGGGAGCUGAAUAUGAAGGACAGAUUAGAGGAGCUGAAGAACCGAGUUAACGAAGAUGGGGACUCUCUGGAACUGGAGGAGACCCUCUCCUUUGACAACCCUGUUUUCAAAGAGGGGGAGAGCAACCCCAUGAGCAAAGUUUUCCAGGAAAUCGCCAGCCUCUCCUCGGCUCUGGAUAAACUGGAGGAAUUAUCCGAGAACAUCGACAGGAAGCAGCAACAGGUGUUGUGCUGUACCACCGAGGAAAGCAUCUGCAAAGAGAAAAAAGAACUGAGCCAGAUUAAAAACACUUUCACCAAGGAGGCCAAAAUCAUUCAGCCAAAGCUCAACAGCAUCAGAGAGACUUUGGCGAAGGAUGGCGAGCAGCGAUUGGCUCUCAGCCGCAUCCGCCACAACCAGCUCUCGGUCCUCAUUGGCCGCUACCGCGACAUCAUCACCGGCCACUACACCAAGGAGACCCAAUAUGUGGAGAAGCUGAAGGAGCAGAUCAGGAGACAAACCGAGCUGGCGGGCUUGAGCCUGCGGGAAGAGGACAUCAGGCAGCUGGUGGAGAGUCCGGUGGCUCCGCGCAUUGUCGGGCAAGACCUGGAAGUGCUCAAGGCCAAGCAACAUCUGGCCAUGGCACAAGUGCGCCACCAACAGCUGCUCGAUUUGGAAGCUCAGAUUACUGAGCUUCACUCUCUCUUCUUGCACAUGGAGGUCUUGGUGGCGGAACAGCAGGAGAACCUCAACAGCAUCGAGUACAACGUCUUGCACACGCUUGACUACAUCUGCCAGUCCAACGAGGAGGUCAAAAAAGCCCUCAAAUAUGAGCGGCAAUCCCGGUUUUCUGCCACGUUGUCUGCGCUGCUGGGACUCUGUGCUUGUUGCACAUGCUUAUCCUGUAUGGCCACUCCGAGUGUGAUACGGUGA
Euleptes europaea (tarantolino) is the source of this 933-nucleotide messenger RNA. RefSeq names its product syntaxin-3-like. Lineage: Eukaryota; Metazoa; Chordata; Lepidosauria; Squamata; Sphaerodactylidae. Gene Ontology annotation, biological process: intracellular protein transport; synaptic vesicle fusion to presynaptic active zone membrane; exocytosis. The transcript has a single exon. Gene Ontology annotation, molecular function: SNAP receptor activity; SNARE binding. Gene Ontology annotation, cellular component: SNARE complex; presynaptic active zone membrane; plasma membrane. The record is from RefSeq and is a predicted model, not a curated record. Bases 34 to 933 code for a protein of 299 amino acids.